GUCGACUUCUGAAAAAUCUCAAUCAACGAAUAGGAAAUUUCAUGAAGAAAAGAAAUAUGGCUCUAGCUUCAGCUCGUUCUAUCAUACACUCAACGAAGAUAAAGCAGUUUUUAAUCAUCAGUUCAAUUUCUCGUCUUUUCUUGGUCCGUGGCAACAAUUCUUUAGCAGCAAAAUUGGUCCAGGUGCCACUUUCAAGAAUCAAAGAAACACUGGAUUCUGAGGAGAAAAUUCAUUUUUCCACCCUCAAAAGCCAAGACUUUUCAUGGGAUGGGCUUGUUUCUGCUCUCUUGUCUUCUUCAUUUCCCAGAAAGGCCAAUUUGCAUAUGCCAGUUCAGGAAACAAGGAGGCAAUGCAAGCUUGGUACUCGGCUAGAAUGGAUGCUGGGUAUACGCCGGAUCCUCAAACAUAUGAUGCUCUCAUAUUUGAUUGUGUCAAGUCAAAAGAUUUCAGUAAUGCUGAGAAAUUCUAUGAAGAAAUGACAUUAACUGGUAAUAUUGAUCGUCGCACAGUAAAGAAGGUUGUAGCUCUGUAUCUUGAACUGGGAAGAGUGGAAGAUUUGGAGGAGCUAUUAGUUGUUUUAUCUAAUUCAAAUCAAGCCUCAGAUAUUCUUUCCUAUGUGCAUCAUGCAAUUAUCAGAAUGUAUGUUAGGGCAGCUAGAUUGGAUGACGUAGAAUUUGCUGUUGGGAGGAUGUUAAAACACGGGAUGUCAUUCAGGUUUCCAGAUGAUGUUGAAAACGUAAUUUGUUUGUAUUUCCGGCAGGCUGCUUACGAAAGGCUAGACCUGUUUCUAGAGUGCAUAAGAGAUUCUUUUACGCUCAGAAGAUCGACUUAUGAUCUCUUGGUUGCUGGCUAUAGACGAGCUGGCUUGCAGGAGAAGCUAGAUAUGGUGAUCGAUGAAAUGAAGCAAAAUGGUUUUGUCAUGUCAUGAAUGAUUUUAUUUUAUUUUUAUUGAAGUUCCCCUUCAACUGGAUUUUUUUGCUGGAUGCAGGCUAUUGCCGUUAUUUAGUAUUGGGGUUUAAGUUGAAAUUAAGUGAAUGGUGGCAGAGGAUUAGUGUUAUUGCAGGAUAUUUUUGUAUAUAGAGGGAAUUCGAAUUGCGGCUUUAAGUUGGUGGAAAUGCUAUCCUGCCUGAAUUUGUAAGUGUUCAUUUACCUUUAAGGGAAGAAGAAUGAUAAAUCAAAGGAUGGUUAUUGUCA
This is a messenger RNA of Coffea arabica (coffee), 1194 nucleotides long. NCBI's taxonomy places the organism in Eukaryota, Viridiplantae, Streptophyta, Magnoliopsida, Gentianales, Rubiaceae. The record is from RefSeq and is a predicted model, not a curated record.